AUGAACGCCCUCCGAUCCGCAGGAAACUACAUCACCAACAAGGCCAAGGGUGCCGGCGACACGGCGAGCAAAGAGACCAACAAGUCGAUUGCCAAAGACCACAAUGUGCGAACCUCCACGCGUCUACGCGCCGCCGGCGAUGCCGUCAAGGACAAAGUGAAUGAGACGAGCCACAAUCGCCAGGCCGACGUGAACAAGCAGGGCGCGAAGCACAACUACUAG
Messenger RNA from Capronia epimyces CBS 606.96, 222 nucleotides. RefSeq lists its product as uncharacterized. Lineage: Eukaryota; Fungi; Ascomycota; Eurotiomycetes; Chaetothyriales; Herpotrichiellaceae. The coding region runs from base 1 to 222 and encodes 73 amino acids. The record is from RefSeq and is a predicted model, not a curated record. The transcript has 2 exons.